AUGGGGAAUAUGUUUGCAAACAUUUUCAAAGGCCUUUUUGGCAAAAAAGAAAUGAGAAUAUUAAUGGUCGGUUUAGAUGCUGCUGGUAAAACAACUAUCCUUUACAAAUUAAAGUUAGGAGAAAUUGUUACCACAAUUCCAACAAUAGGAAUAAGUAACAUAUGGUAUUUUUAUUAUUGUUUUACAGGCUUCAAUGUAGAGACAGUAGAAUACAAGAAUAUAAGUUUUACUGUAUGGGAUGUAGGAGGUCAAGAUAAAAUCAGACCAUUGUGGCGACAUUAUUUUCAAAACACACAAGGAUUAAUUUUUGUUGUAGACAGUAAUGACAGAGAAAGAAUUGGCGAAGCAAGAGAAGAGUUAAUGAGAAUGCUUGCAGAAGAUGAGCUUAGAGAUGCUGUACUUCUUAUAUUUGCUAAUAAACAGGAUCUGCCAAAUGCUAUGAAUGCAGCAGAAAUAACUGAUAAACUUGGCCUACAUUCUUUACGUAACAGAAACUGGUACAUUCAAGCAACCUGUGCAACAAGCGGUGAUGGAUUGUAUGAAGGCCUUGACUGGCUUUCCAACCAACUUAAAAAUGCUAAUCGUUAG
This is a messenger RNA of Pediculus humanus corporis (human body louse), 588 nucleotides long. Its product is annotated as ADP-ribosylation factor, putative. Bases 1 to 588 code for a protein of 195 amino acids. Gene Ontology annotation, cellular component: cytoplasm; plasma membrane. Gene Ontology annotation, molecular function: GTPase activity; GTP binding. Lineage: Eukaryota; Metazoa; Arthropoda; Insecta; Psocodea; Pediculidae. Gene Ontology annotation, biological process: vesicle-mediated transport; intracellular protein transport. The record is from RefSeq and is a predicted model, not a curated record. The transcript is spliced from 3 exons.